Exaiptasia diaphana is the source of this 951-nucleotide messenger RNA. Its product is annotated as histamine H2 receptor-like. Gene Ontology annotation, molecular function: G protein-coupled receptor activity. Gene Ontology annotation, cellular component: membrane. The coding region runs from base 1 to 951 and encodes 316 amino acids. NCBI's taxonomy places the organism in Eukaryota, Metazoa, Cnidaria, Anthozoa, Actiniaria, Aiptasiidae. The record is from RefSeq and is a predicted model, not a curated record. Gene Ontology annotation, biological process: G protein-coupled receptor signaling pathway. The transcript has a single exon.
AUGUCGAAUUUUACAAGAACCAGUUACUCUGGUUGUCUGAUCUCAGACGAAUCACUAGAGUAUUAUGUGAGCAUCGGCUACUUGCCCGAUUCUGUCCGUCGCACUUGGAUCAYCCUUKUGGUCGUGAACAGCAUUGCUUCUCCCCUGACCAUCGCGAUUAACCUGUUAAUCAUUUGGACGGUGGUAAAGGACAAGAAUCUGCGAAAGGUCAACUACAACAUCUUGCUUGCUGCUCUGGCAGUGACUGAUUUUAUUGUAGGGCUUGUGGUAGAGCCUCUGUACGUUUUUCGGCUGUUUUGUCUUAUCCAAGGAUGUUCAACAGCGUGUGUUUUUACCGCUUAUAUGAUAUCAGUCAUGUGCGCUGGUGCUACUCUGGUAAUAUUCAUGGUGUCCAGUAUUGAGAGGUACCUGGCCAUAGAACACACUCAGUUCUACCUGGAAAACGUCACAACCAAGAAAAUCAUUCUCACUACGGCCUUAGCGUGUUUGAUCGUUCCAACAGCAGCCUUUUCGGUAAGAAUGCUUUUGGGCAAACGAUUGCAGAAAGUGCCAGUUGCAGUGGCUGUGGGUAUGAAUGUUCUCAUCAUUUUAUAUUGCUCAAUCAAAGUACAAGUGACUGCCUACCGUCAAAGACGAGCCAUCAACGCACAAGCAGCGACAGUACAGUUACAACAGGAAGAACUAGAAGAGCAGGAAAGGCGACUUCAGGAAUACAAGAGAGCAUUUACCAUGGGUGUAUUAGUACUUGCAUCGAUUCUUCUCUACUGCCCAUACAUCAUCAACACCAUCCUACUGGGGACAAACGGGGGGGACAAGUCCAGCCUUAUCUCAACUCCUGGGUUUGUCCCGACAUUCGUCAAUCUACAGUCCCUGUUGAACCCGAUCAUCGUAUCGCUUCGAGUAUCUUACAUUCGUGAAGGUGUGAAGAAUAAACUAUGUUGUCGUGAGUAA